UUUAAUUCUUUUACAGAUAAAACAAAUUUCAACAAAUUAAAAAGCUUUUACAAAUUUAAACAGCGCAUUUAAAAGUUUAAUUGACAGAACAAAUUGAUUGAAAAUAAACGAAAAAAUAAACUUUAUUAAGGACAAUUGGAGUGAUAGCGUGUUUUAGAAGAAAAACUUCCAUCAUAAUUUGUUUGCAACAAUUUACAAACUGCAUACGCAAAUUGCGUCAUGUCCGCAACUUCGACUAGUACAGCACCACUUCAUCAUCAGCAGACGCAAAAGACUACCAAUCCAAAACUACAACAAUCAACCUACAAUAAUCACCAACAACAAGAGCCUGACAUAACAAAGGAGGAAUUCGAACGGAUAUCGGAAGCUCUUAAAAAAGAGGAAUUUCGUAAAUUAUUCCUUGAUUAUAUCGAAGAAAUCCAAGAUCCCGAAAAUCGUAAACGUUAUGAAGAGGAAAUCAAACAAAUUGAAGCUGAACGUGGUGUUGAUGUAGUUUUCAUACAUCCAGAACCUGGAUUUGUUAUAAAAACUUCACAGGAUGGUAGUCAGAAAUGUUUUAUUAAUUGUGCGAAGAGUGAACAUGUAGCUAAGCCAACAAAUCAAAUAUGUUUGGACCCUAAGACAGGUACACGUGGCCUAAACUGGUCUAUACCGAUGGCUCAGGCACCACCACGUGAUGAUUUGGAUAAUAGCAAGAAACGUUGUCGGGUAUAUGAUGUUGUCUUCCAUCCGGAUGCUUUGUAUUUGGCCGAACGUAAUACAUCAUUUCAUAAGUGCCUUGUCGAUACAGCGCUGGAUGCUGUGGAGAGAGAAUAUAAGGUUACCUUAGAUCGUAUUAACAUCAAAUUUCCCAAACUACAAUUCAAGGGUAUUGCCCGACCAACUGUGAUACGUAAAUUGGCUAAAGAUCCACCAGCUGAAUGUGAAGAACCACAUCCGCUGGAGAAUAUUUAUCCAGCUAAACCCUCAGAUAAUGCUGGUAUACCCAAAGUUCUGCCUAUGAAAACAGUCGACUGUAGCAAAACAGCGACAGCAGCAACAAAGCAAUCAUCUGAUUAUUGCACCCCAAAGUACACAAUAAAACAUCGUCAUGAUGUUGAUCUCACUGAAUAUACACAUGAAUUAGAUGCUAAAUUACAUGUCUCUACACCGCGUGAACUAGUUGUAGACAUUGAAUUGCCCCUCUUGAAUUCAAGCAACGAAUGCCAAUUGGAUGUUACUGAGAAGACAGUGUUCUUGUUGAGCGAACGUGCGGGCGCUAGAUAUCGUUUGAACAUUGAUUUACCUUUUAAGGUGAACGAUAAAGAGGGUUCGGCUAAAUUUGAUGUGGACACGAGACAUUUAGUUAUAACACUGCCCGUUAUACGAGCGAGUAUAGAAAAGCAAAGGCGUAUGCAUGAAAGCCUGCUACAUUUAAGUCGUGAAGAUAGUGGUGUCGAAAGUGAUAUGCGUGAUGAAUUGUUAUCGAGUAAUAGUGAAUCGCCAGUAGAGGAAAUAAGCUCAACAACCAUGGAACAAAUCAUAAAUAAGGCUAGUGAAAACAUUAAUCCUACACAAGAGGCUUAUGAUACAAAAUCAAAAGACUUUUUACAAUCCAAUAUUGAUUAUCAAUUACCUGCCAAAUUCGAUUGUAAUGUUUUGGACAAUACCAUGUCUUAUGUAUUGCAUGUACGUAAUGUACAGGAAGACUCCUUACAAAUAAAACGUGCUGAUAAUGAAUUGCAUUUAAAAUUCAUUUCCCUGGGCAGCGGCUAUUAUCCCACACAUUAUUCAUUUUACAUCCAACUUCCCAAACAGGAUAAAGAGGCUAAAAUACUACAAGCCGAUGCUGAGGCAUGGGAAAAUAAUGUGGUGUUAAAUUUGCACUUGAACACAAGUGCCGAAAGUGUUUCUAGCUAUCUAGCUGGUUUAGAUAGUGAUCAUUUGCAAGAGCAUGUAUUGCAGCAAAAGUUAAAAGUCGCCCACAAGUCGAGACAACGACAAAAGGAACAACAGUCCUCUUUAGACAUAUCCAUAGAACGUUCGGAAUGUGAGAAAACAGUGGAAAUUGAAAUAAAAUCUAGACCGGGCGAAAUGUCUACCUGUAAUGCCAAUACCACUGAGGAUGAGGAAGAUGCCAAUGCAAAUGGUUCGGGCGAGACGUCUACCUCAAGUCAAAUGAAUCAAAAGAAAGUUAAUAAAAAACAAAAACGUAAAAAUAAAAAACGUCGUUCUCUAUCCGAGUCCGCUUGUGAUGAUAUUAAAGCAUAUCAACAGCAGCAGCAACAGUUGCAACAAAAUUCCAUACCAACUGCAGUGCCUGAAGUUAAUGAAAAUGAGCGCGAUGAAAAUGCAGAAGAUGCCGAUGAUGAUGAAGAAGAUUCUUCACCCGAACGUACAGAGAAAUCCGCAAAAUCUCUCCAUGCUACAUCAUUAUCGAUGAAUGUACCCGCAGCUAGUUCAAACGACAACUCCGGUUUGACCCAGCAACGUAAACAUCGUAGCUUCUCUGAAUCUCGUGAUAGUGCUGUUAGUUUUAGUGCUGGUAGUUCGUCUUACAAGGGUAUUUUAAAGCAUUACAGUCGCUAUGAACCCAGACCUUCAAUAUCUGAUUCCUGCGAUUCCAUUGAUGAAUAUUCAUCAUCUGCCUAUUCGACUUCUGUUGAUGGCAUGACUAGUGCUUUUAAUUCAUUGCGUUUUUCACAAUCAUUUAGUGAUAUUCCAGAGGAAAAUGUUGUUGGUCUUUCGGAAAGUUGCAAGAAGACUGUACGUUUUAGUGAGGUCAUUAAGAAGCAGGUAUUUAGAUUAGACUCGAGCAUCUUAGGACAACGUAAAAAGAAUCAAAAACGUCGUGAUCGCAAACAAAGAGCUUUGCAAAGACGUCUCAGUGAAGGAGAUUCAGCUGACUAUGAAGACAAUAAGGUAAAUUAAUCAUUUAAAUAAAUAU
Molecule: messenger RNA, 2926 nt
Organism: Lucilia cuprina (Australian sheep blowfly)
Lineage: Eukaryota; Metazoa; Arthropoda; Insecta; Diptera; Calliphoridae
Gene: Nop17l
Product: protein kintoun
Exons: 4
Coding region: 220-2910 (896 amino acids)
Biological process (GO): axonemal dynein complex assembly
Cellular component (GO): cytoplasm
Source: RefSeq, a predicted model, not a curated record